AUGGCCUCAGUCCCCACCGCAGAGAGCUGGACGGACGGGACGGCAGGAGUGGGGACCCAAGCAGAGAACCUAAGCGCUGCGUUGGGGGUCACUGAGUGGCUUUCCCUCCAGGCUGGCAACUUCUCCUCGGCUCUGGGGCUGCCGCUGGCAUCCCAGGCACCUUCCCAGGCCCGGGCCAAUCUCACGAACCAGUUCGUGCAGCCGUCCUGGCGGAUCGCACUCUGGUCUCUGGCCUAUGGCUUGGUGGUGGCUGUGGCAGUCUUUGGAAACCUCAUCGUUAUCUGGAUCAUCCUGGCCCACAAGCGCAUGAGGACCGUCACCAACUAUUUCCUCGUAAACCUGGCUUUCUCCGACGCCUCCAUGGCUGCCUUCAACACCUUGGUCAAUUUCAUCUAUGCUCUUCACAGCGAGUGGUACUUUGGCGCCAACUACUGCCGCUUCCAGAACUUCUUUCCCAUCACUGCGGUGUUUGCCAGCAUCUACUCUAUGACAGCCAUUGCAGUGGACAGGUAUAUGGCCAUUAUCGAUCCUUUGAAACCCAGAUUGUCUGCCACGGCCACCAAGAUUGUCAUCGGGAGUAUUUGGAUUUUGGCAUUUCUACUUGCCUUCCCUCAAUGCCUUUAUUCCAAAAUAAAAGUUAUGCCAGGACGUACUCUUUGCUAUGUGCAGUGGCCCGAGGGUCCCAAGCAACAUUUCACGUACCACAUCAUUGUCAUCAUCCUGGUGUACUGUUUCCCAUUGCUCAUUAUGGGUGUCACCUACACCAUAGUUGGAAUUACUCUCUGGGGAGGAGAGAUCCCAGGGGACACCUGUGACAAGUACCAUGAGCAGCUGAAGGCCAAACGAAAG
Molecule: messenger RNA, 849 nt
Organism: Cricetulus griseus (Chinese hamster)
Lineage: Eukaryota; Metazoa; Chordata; Mammalia; Rodentia; Cricetidae
Source: RefSeq, a predicted model, not a curated record